This is a messenger RNA of Cladocopium goreaui, 1452 nucleotides long. The record is from the annotation of a GenBank genome assembly. NCBI's taxonomy places the organism in Eukaryota, Dinophyceae, Suessiales, Symbiodiniaceae.
AUGUUUGGCUUCAAACAGGUGGAGAACCUGGAGGAUGGCAGCGAGCUCGAGGCUGAUGUUUCUUUUCAAAUGAAACGGUCCACGUGGAAGACGGCUGUAGCACUGGCAACUGCAAUGGUCGUUUGUGUUGGCAUUUUCGCCUGGUCAACGAAUGGCUUCAGCCGCAGCUGCAGCAAUGUUGGAGCUUUGCAAGGCAAGUCUUCUUUGGACCUUAGUUCCGCCAUCCGCAGCACUAGUGAAAAACUGAUUCAGGCAACCAAGAACAACCAAACUCUGGCUGAUGAGACUGUGCUGAAGGCCAUGGUGAAGGCAGGUCGCAAGGUUCAGGACCAUUGGGAGAAGCACCACAUCCGCAAAUUGGACACUCUUAUGACCAUCAGAAGGGUGAAAGGAUUCCGCCAAAGACAAAAGGCCAAACUUGCUGGAAUGGCAGAAUGCUCCUUCAACAUCUUGGAGGCAUUUGUCUCAGUGGUGGGUAUGGGUGAUGACAUCAAUGCCAUCAUUCGCACUUGCCCUGCACCUCGUGAUGGUGAGUCUGAGUUGGCUUGCCAGGUAAACGGUGCCAUCCUGGGUGCUUGGGUGGGCAACCUUGCUGCCAAGCUGGCCUUGGCAGCUUCAGAUUGUGCCUUGAGCCUCAACGUGGAUGCCAUUUGCUCUGCUGGUGUCGCAGGCUUGGUGUCAGCCAUGGGAGAGAUUGCAGCUGGAGCUUCUUUGGGUGUGGCCUGUUCCGGAACUCCGCCACAACUGACCACCACCAAGGUCAGUGUCCUGGGAGAUCAGACCGUCCGGGACAGCCGACGUUUGCUGAUUGGAGAAGGCGCUGUCGGCAAUGGUGUGCAGUGUGGUGUGGAUGUGGGCAUGGUGGCAGCCAACAUUGCAAACAUGGGUCUUGCCAUCAACAAGGCCGUGAAUGUGCACAAGUGCAAAGCGAGCACCUUCCGCUCACCAUUGAACGUGUUCAAGGGCAUCCCAGAGACACUUUGCACCAUUGACAUUGGUGGUGCUGUGGCGUACAUCGGUGAGGUUGUUACCUUCAUCAAUCUCAUUGUGGACUUUCUGGAUGUCAACGCACUUUGUGCUGGCUCCAUAGCUGCGAUCACCACGGGUGCAGCGGCCAUUGCGCCCUAUGGCGCAGCAGUGCACGCGGCCUGCGCGAACAACCAUUUCUUGAAGACACCCAAGAGUCAAGCACAGCUUUCGAAAUUGUGGUAUUCCCCAGGCUAUGAUCCUGUGUCAGGCUUGCGUCGACGCUUGACGGAGGAGGAGACGGCUGCUAAGCAACCCUUGAAGGAAAGCUUGUCUCAGAUCGCGGCAAACCGUGAGACUUUGGAGGAGCUGAAGAAGGCGACGGAUGUUCCCAAGCCGGGCAACACAGAGGCAGACAUGGAGACUCUCUUGAACCUCAUGGGCGGAGAGGACAAGGCGCGUGCCGCCUGGCCAUUUGAAUGCUAG